Saccostrea echinata is the source of this 1362-nucleotide messenger RNA. Its product is annotated as probable G-protein coupled receptor 139. The record is from RefSeq and is a predicted model, not a curated record. Gene Ontology annotation, cellular component: plasma membrane. The transcript has 2 exons. Gene Ontology annotation, molecular function: G protein-coupled receptor activity. Gene Ontology annotation, biological process: G protein-coupled receptor signaling pathway. The coding region runs from base 150 to 1283 and encodes 377 amino acids. NCBI's taxonomy places the organism in Eukaryota, Metazoa, Mollusca, Bivalvia, Ostreida, Ostreidae.
AGUAGAAAAGGCAAUUUAUCAGCAAGACCAAUUAUAUUAUUACAUCUCGCGGACGUUUUCUCACCUGCAAUUUAUUGAAUAACAGCAUCUUGCAAAACACGGAUGACAUUUGGAUUUGUAAAUUCCUGUAGUAAAGAGAUUUAUUUGCCAUGAAAACUACUCAAAGCAUAUACGAUGCUGUGCUGCAACAUAUGCAAAACGGCAACUUUUCUUUCAACUACACUUUGAGCUGGCCACCACUAGAACAGGGUGAGUACCCUAUCAUCUACAAAACAGGGAGGACAUUUUACGCCUAUUUUACACCAGUGAUUCUCAUCGUUGGCUUCAUAGGAAAUUCUCUGUCCUUUAAUGUGUUUAUGUCUAAAGGAAUGCGAAACCUUUCAGCAAGUGUUUAUCUUGCUGCCUUGUCUGCUACUGAUCUUGUGACCCUGCUCUGUUACGUCAUGGUUGAAUGGUUUCGCAGAGGAUUAGUUUACUUACAGCCUGAGUGGAAAGUUAGCUUUGUGGAUACUGAUUAUUUAUGUCAGUUUCAAAUGUACACUUCGUAUGUGUCACGAAUGUCGUCUGUUUGGCUAGUGGUUGCUUUCACGGUGGAGAGGUACAUUGGUGUUUGCCAUCCACUUCGGCGGAUUGAUAUAUGCACUGUAAGUAGUGCCCGUAGAAUAGUGAUUGGCAUAUUUGUUACGUCUCUAACACUUGUUCUGUAUAAACCAUUCCUGACUGGAGUUUUCAUCAGUGGAAAUGGGAAUAAAUAUUGUACCACGUAUCCGAAAUACAGCCUUGAAUCGUUCAUUGUUGACAGUAUAUACGGUCUUUUAAUCACCAUUAUACCUUUUACAAUCAUCUCAGUGAUGAAUUUUCUCAUCAUCAACAGACUCUUUGCCAGAAAACGAAAGCAGAAAAAGACAAGAAUUCUAUCAGAGGAAGCAUUAGUGCGUUUAGAAUUUACUUCAAUUCUAUUUGUGAUUUCAUUUUGCUUCGUAGUAUUCAACAUACCAUUCCUUAUCAUGUGGAUCCGGAACUUCUUCCACUCCAAAUACAUUUCAAAUCAGAUUCAUGAACCGUCAUACAAAGUGGACUACUGGCGGGGAGUUCUCUACAUAACGCGUACUAUUUUUUACGCAAAUUAUUGCAUUAAUUUUUUCUUGUAUAGUCUGACAGGAGCUUACUUCAGACGUGGUCUGAAAGCUCUGUUCUGUAGGACGUCUGAAAGACUCCUUAGAUCCCACAGUAUUUUAACAAGAUACAAUUCACAUUCGCAUACCAAUCAGUCCUGGGUGUAACUAAUUGACCUUGUUCAACUUUUUAAAUUAUUUCUUAAAUAUAGUACUAAUUAAAAGAAAAUAAAGAUAUGUUUCCAUA